Ictalurus punctatus (channel catfish) is the source of this 918-nucleotide messenger RNA. RefSeq names its product mal, T cell differentiation protein a, tandem duplicate 2 (gene mala.2). Gene Ontology annotation, molecular function: structural constituent of myelin sheath. Gene Ontology annotation, cellular component: membrane. The coding region runs from base 97 to 588 and encodes 163 amino acids. Gene Ontology annotation, biological process: myelination. Lineage: Eukaryota; Metazoa; Chordata; Actinopteri; Siluriformes; Ictaluridae. The transcript is spliced from 4 exons. The record is from RefSeq and is a predicted model, not a curated record.
UCAUACCCACCUGUAGAAGUUAGAAGUGUGGACACACACACACACACACACACACACACACACACACACACACACACACACACACACACAUUCACCAUGGCGAGUGUUGCAAUGCUGCCAAGUGGAAUGGCAAUCUGCUGCUCCCUUCCUGACAUCCUCUUCCUACCUGAGCUCGUGUUUGGAGGCUUGGUGUGGAUUUUAGUAGCGUGUACGUACAUCUUUCCUGCUAACCCUCAGGCGUACGUCAUGGCUGUGUCGUUGUUCUGCUUCUGCAUGAGCUUCAUCUGGAUGAUGGUGUUCCUGUGUGGAGGUCAUCACAACCGAUCCUCCUGGGCUACUGCUGACGUGUUGUAUCAUGGUUUAGCUGCUAUGCUGUAUCUCAGUGCCUCAGUCUUCCUCGCCCUUAUCACCAUCGGUUAUGGAACUACUCUCUCGGUUCUUCAGUCGUCUGGCAGUGAUCAAGACAAAAUCGAUGGCAUACUAAAAAUCUACAGACUGGACAUCUCUGCUGUGGUGUUCUCCUUCAUCACCACACUACUGUACACCAUCCACACCAUCUUCUCUGGCAUCCGCUGGAAGAUUUUUUAAACCAAGUUGUUUCAAAUAAAUGUGUGUGUGAGAGUCUGUGAGCGCUUGUGUCUGUGUACGCGGGCGUGCAUGAGUGUGCGCGUGUGUGUGUGUGCGUGUGCGUGUGCGCGUGUGUAUUUCAGCCUGUCAGACAUUAGUCCCUGUAAUAAUGCUUGUGUAUUCAUGUUCCUGUAUUGGAGAAGUCGGAUUUUUUCCCGUCUUUACUCUGAUGAUUUAACUCUUAGGUCUCUCUGUCGCUCUGUAGGUCAGUGUGUUUAGAAUCUUUUUACUUUAAUGACAUUUCACACCGAGAGAAAACUACAGAGGUGAAUAAAACUUUAGAAAUGAAAA